Molecule: messenger RNA, 1256 nt
Organism: Oppia nitens
Lineage: Eukaryota; Metazoa; Arthropoda; Arachnida; Sarcoptiformes; Oppiidae
Product: p21-activated protein kinase-interacting protein 1-like
Exons: 4
Coding region: 162-1211 (349 amino acids)
Molecular function (GO): protein binding
Source: RefSeq, a predicted model, not a curated record
AUACACUCAUAUCUGUGUUGACAUUGAAUGACAACACGUGUUAACCAUUAAGUUGUAAAUACACAGACUUUGCGUUGAAGACAUCAACCAAUUGAUCCAAUUUAUGAAAACAGUUUAAGUGUCACUAAAUUAUAAAUUGUCUGUUACUGACAACCAUUACAAUGACAACAAUGGAGAUAAUUGUUGGCACUUAUGAAGAGUUUCUUAUUGGAUAUCAAUUGAAAUGCAUUGACGGUUCAUAUGCUUUGGAACAGAGUUUUGCUGACAGAGCUCAUUGCGGAAGUGUCCGAUGUUUGUCAACGUCACCGAAAUUUAUGGUCAGCGGCAGUACCGAUGAAGUGAUACACAUCUUCAAUAUGUAUCGUCGCAGUGAUAGCGGAACACUUAAUCAACACUCGGGAACUAUUACUGAUCUCGAGUUCUAUAAGACGAGUCAUCUGUUUAGCGCUUCAGAAGAUGGAACGGUAUGUGUUUGGGAAACAAGGAGUUGGGUUUGCGAGAAGACAUUACGCGGACAUAAAGAUGCCAUCACUUCAAUUAGUAUUCAUCCGUCGGGAAAGUUGAUGCUUUCAGUUUCGAAGGACAAGACUUUGAGGACAUGGAAUCUGAUAAAAGGUCGGUGCGCUUAUGUAACCAAUAUUAAGGCGAUCGCACACAUCGUCCAGUGGUCACCCGGUUGUACACAUUUUGCUGUUGUCAUCAACAAUAGGAUUGAUAUCUACGACAUAUCUACCGGUGGUGUCGUCAAUACUAUUGAUUUCAGCAAAAGAAUUCAUUGUAUUUUAUAUUUAAACAAUGAUGUGAUGGCUAUCGGCAAUGAAUCCAGUGAUAUACAAAUAUAUGACUUGAAGAACAAAUGUAUUAUCAAUACAUUUACCGCUCAUAAUAAUCGAUUAAAAUGUUUGGUUAAGACUACAGAACAUCCAGACAUUAAAGAGAAUAGAGUUUGGAUGACAUCGGUCUCCAGUGACAGCUAUAUUAAGAUCUGGGAAUUGGAUUUAUCAAAUCUAAAAUUGGUACCAAAAAUGAUUGCAUCGGUGGACACGACAUGUCGUCCCACAUGUCUUUCAGUACGAGUUGUCAGUGAUGUCGAUAAAAUAAGCGACGAAAAUGUCAGCCAAACAAGUGAGACAUCAGAGAACAUAAAUGUCACCAAAAAAAGGAAAAAUAAAUCCAAAGAUAAGGUCUCUAAUAAAAAGGUCGAGACAUAAGUAUAUUAGAGAUAAUGAUUUGCAAUUUAUUGCAAUAAUAUUUGA